AUGGCCACGAAAACUUCCACAAGUGUUCGUCAGGGUGCUUCUGCUGCUAUGCCUCAACAAGUGUUCAUGGUGGGUAACAGCAAUGCAUUGGCAGAAAUUAAGGACAAGCUCACCAACUCGUCAAUUGAAAAAAGAGAAGUCAUCUCCAUCACAGGAAUGGGAGGCAUUGAGAAGACAACUUUAGCUAAAGAAGUAUAUGAAGAUGAAUGCAUCAAGUGUCAUUUUGACAUUCGAGCAUGGAUUACUGUGUCUCAAUCUUAUUCCUUGGAUGAUUUGCUCCGAGUGCUCCUCCAAUCAAUUGAAGCUUCUUCUCCAAAAGAAGGACAAUCUGCAAGAGCCAUCGAAUCUAGGGAGAAAGUCCGUAAGUUGUUGCUGGGCAAGAGGUAUCUAAUUGCAAUUGAUGACAUAUGGAGUACACAAGUUUGGGAUGAUUUGCAGAUAUGCUUCCCGGAAAAGAGAAAUGGAAGUCGAGUAUUGUUAACAACUCGACUCACAUAUGUGGCUACUUAUGCUAGUUCCGGUGGUCUCUCAUUUAACAUGCCUACCCUAAGCAAAGAAGAAAGUUGGGAUCUAUUUUGCAGAAAAGUAUUUGCAAAAGAAUCUUGUCCCCCUUGUAUUGACAAAUUGGGAGAGAUAUUGUGA
Messenger RNA from Ipomoea triloba (trilobed morning glory), 642 nucleotides. RefSeq names its product putative late blight resistance protein homolog R1A-4. Bases 1 to 642 code for a protein of 213 amino acids. The transcript has a single exon. Gene Ontology annotation, molecular function: ADP binding. Gene Ontology annotation, biological process: defense response to fungus. The record is from RefSeq and is a predicted model, not a curated record. NCBI's taxonomy places the organism in Eukaryota, Viridiplantae, Streptophyta, Magnoliopsida, Solanales, Convolvulaceae.